AUGAGUUCGGUGCCACGCUUCGUCGGCCGAAGAGCCGUCGCUGCUCAGUCGUCCUCCUCCCAAUCGGCUUCGUGGGCCUGCUUCUCGUGUCGCCAGCAAUUCCAAAACCAAUGGCGCCGGCAACUCUCGUCCGAUACUAAGGCGCCAUCGGCCGCGGCGUCUAUUACCUCCCGGGGAAAGACGACGAUAACGACACAGCAACAAGCAUCGGGCGCAAAGAAGCAACAGAGCAGCAGGGCAUGGAGAUGGUUUUCGACCGAGGGCGCAAGCAGGCGCCAGCAGCAACAGCAACAGACAAGGAGUCAAAGCUCCCGAACGGGCGUGUCGCCGGAGAUGGAGAGAGUGAGAGCCGAGUACAAGAAGAGGAAUCAAUCGACCAUGUACUAUGUCAUUAGUGUUAUUCUUGGUACCGUGGCGUUUUCGUAUGGCUCCGUGCCUAUGUAUAAGAUGAUUUGCCAAACAACCGGCUGGGGCGGUCAACCCGUCCGCGCCCACGGCGCCGGCGGUUUCGGUUCCGAUUCCGACGUCGACCUCGCCGCCAAGCUCGAGCCGGUCCGGGACGCCAAGCGCAUGCGCGUGACCUUCAGCGCCUCAGUGUCGGACGUGCUCGACUGGAAGUUCGUGCCGCAGCAGCGCGAGGUGCGGGUUCUCCCGGGUGAGACCGCGCUGGCCUUCUACACGGCCACCAACAAGAGCGACAAGGACAUCAUCGGCGUAGCCACGUACAGCGUCACGCCCGCGCAGAUUGCGCCCUACUUUAGCAAGAUCCAGUGCUUCUGCUUUGAGGAGCAGCGGCUGAACGCCGGCGAGACGGUGGAUAUGCCCGUGUUCUUUUAUCUGGAUCCGGAUUAUUUGAAUGAUUUGAACAUGAAGGGGAUUGAGACUGUUACGCUUUCGUAUACGUUUUUUAAGGCCAAGUACGAUGAUAAUGGCGUGCUUAAGGGCGUACCGGGCGUUUCUUAG
Messenger RNA from Neurospora tetraspora, 963 nucleotides. RefSeq names its product putative cytochrome-c oxidase assembly protein. NCBI's taxonomy places the organism in Eukaryota, Fungi, Ascomycota, Sordariomycetes, Sordariales, Sordariaceae. The transcript has 3 exons. Bases 1 to 963 code for a protein of 320 amino acids. Gene Ontology annotation, cellular component: mitochondrial inner membrane. Gene Ontology annotation, molecular function: copper ion binding. The record is from RefSeq and is a predicted model, not a curated record.